Messenger RNA from Meleagris gallopavo (turkey), 1417 nucleotides. Lineage: Eukaryota; Metazoa; Chordata; Aves; Galliformes; Phasianidae. The record is from RefSeq and is a predicted model, not a curated record.
CCACAAAACAAGUGUGUAGAUAGAGGAUUUUUUUAAGAACUUGCAGCUACACAAGUGUGUCUCAUGUGGGAGCUGCUCUGUCCCUCCGCCUGCUCUCCCUUCAUCUCUGCCUUCUUCAUCACUGAGGGGAACGUGUGCCCUCACUGUGUGUCCCCCAGGCAGCCCCACAUCCAGCUGGGACCUUCCUAACACCCUGGACCUGGCACUUCAGUACUUUGUGUGCCAUGGGUGCCAGGAGGGCUGAGCUCCAUGCUGGCACCCCUGGUUCCCAGCACCCCUAAGUCCCCCUUUCCAAAUGGCCCUGGCCCCGCUGCAGCAGCCCCUGCAGCCAGUGUACGGUGCCAGCUCAGCGGCACUGUGGACAUGUUGGGUCAAGCAGGUUGGAGCCAGGAGCGGCGUCACCAUGCAGUGCCAGCCCUGCCCUGUGCACAGAGAUGGGGCCCCUCUCCCUGCUGGGCUGUGUGCAGGGGGUGGUUGUGCUGAAACCUCCCAGAGGAUGACCCUUAGAUGGCUGCUGGGGCACAGGUUUGCGAUGUUGUCAGCCCGGUGGAUGCUGGAGCGGCUGAAGGUGGAGAUCCCGGAGGCAACACAGCGUCCAGCACAGGUCCCAGCAGGUCCGAGCUGUUGGGUUGCAGCCCCACCACACCGCUGUGCCGGGGGACAUGCUGGCAGGGCAGCAGGGGCACCACGCCACGUGCCGGCCAUUGGCAACCCAGGACCGAGGGUGACGGGCCAACCUGGGGCAAAUCACCGUGUCACCCCCAGGGCUGUGGCUGCAGCUCUCCCCAUCACAUCACACCAGUGCUUCAACGCGUCCCGCUGGGUGCAGCCGGCUGGUGGGUGCCAUCACUGUCCCCACGCACCCAGGACAUGCCACCGCCAUGGGGACAUCUCUGCCACCAGCACCCUGUGCUGCACAGCACAGCGGGAUGCUCUCAUUCAGCCCCCGGCCGGGGCUCAGUUGUGUUGUGUUUCUGUUCUUGCUAUGCUACUGGGCAGGAACAUGACGGUGGCUUUGUCUGGCCCGCGCGGUGUGUGUGUGUCACUGUUGCAGCCGCCGGUUUGUGCUGGGCUGGGGAGGGCACCCUCCGCCGGCAGAGGCUGUGUUGUUUUAGGAGAUGUUCGGUAUUGUCUAUGUUGUCCUCCACGUGAACAUGACAUUGAUUCAUUCAGAGGCCCGGCAUUGUCUUUAUGGGGACAUGCGGAGGGGCACAGGGUGGGGAUGGCGUGGGCAAUGGGGGGACCCAACGCUGCUGGAGGGAGGUUGUGCCCCAUUGCUCUGGCCCACGUGUGCCAUCCACGCCCCCACCCUCCCACCAUUUAUCACAGCAAAGCGGCUCUGAUAUCAAAGAAACGUUUAAUAAGCUGCAAUAAAAUACGGACCUUUAGAAAGCUCAUCAUCAGGUGAAUAUCAACA